This is a messenger RNA of Periophthalmus magnuspinnatus, 2610 nucleotides long. RefSeq names its product lysophosphatidylcholine acyltransferase 2 (gene lpcat2). Gene Ontology annotation, cellular component: endoplasmic reticulum. The record is from RefSeq and is a predicted model, not a curated record. The transcript has 14 exons. NCBI's taxonomy places the organism in Eukaryota, Metazoa, Chordata, Actinopteri, Gobiiformes, Gobiidae. The coding region runs from base 155 to 1729 and encodes 524 amino acids. Gene Ontology annotation, molecular function: 1-acylglycerophosphocholine O-acyltransferase activity; calcium ion binding.
ACGCGCGUGCGCCUGUGUGCGGGACUCGGGAGGAUACUAAAGCGGUAUAGUGCACAUAAGAGAAAAGGGCCUGAGUUCAGGAAGUAAAGUGACAUGAUAACCUAAAGCUCGGUCACUUCUUCGCUAUUCCUGGUUUUACGCUUUGGAGAGCGCUAUGCCGACGCAGCGAGUGUCCGCUCUGCCUCGGCAGCAGUCCCUUCUCCUGCCCGCGGUUAUCAACCCCUUCGUACAGGACACAAAGCUCAGCAGAGGCACUAUUAUCCGAUGUGCUUUGAUAGGGAUCGUCCUGGUCCCUCUCCGGGCCAUCCUCAUGUCUCUGGUUCUCAUGGUAACGUGGCCAGUCUCAGUUAUCAUAACCUUCAAGUAUCCCCUGAAGGGAGCCGAGCCAAUGACAGGAUGGAGACGGUUCUUGUGCCAGAAUGUGAUGGCUACUUUGGGGAGGUUGUACUACUUUAGUAUGGGCUUCAGGGUGAUAGUGAAGGGGAAGCAGGUGAGCAGCAGUGAGGCUCCUAUCCUGGCUGUGGCGCCACACUCCACUUUCUUUGAUGGGAUUGUUUGCCUUGUGGCUGGUCUGCCCUCCACAGUGUCCCGUGUGGAAAACCUGGCUACACCCAUCUUUGGCCGAUUUGUGCGCUGCCUUCAGCCUGUGCUGGUAUCCAGAAAAGACCCAGACUCUAGGAAGAAUACAAUAAAAGAGAUUGAGAACCGAGCUAAGUCUGGAGGUCACUGGCCACAGCUUCUGAUUUUUCCAGAGGGAACUUGCACAAAUCGCUCAUGUCUUAUUACAUUUAAACAAGGUGCCUUCAUUCCAGGUGUUCCUGUACAGCCUGUUAUUUUAAGAUAUCCAAAUAAAAUGGACACAGUGACCUGGACCUGGCAGGGAUUUGGCUCGACCACUCUACUUCUCCUUACAUUAUGCCAGCCCUACACCACAGUGGAGAUAGAGUUCCUUCCUCCAUGCAUUCCCUCAGAGGAGGAGAAGAAAAGCCCCACUCUGUUUGCAAACCAUGUGCGAGAUGUAAUGGGCAGAGCUUUGGGUGUUCCUGUUACUGAUCACACUUAUGAAGACUGUCGCCUCAUGAUCUCUGCUGGAGAACUAACCUUACCAAUGGAGGCUGGGCUGGUAGAGUUCACCAAAAUUAGUCGCAAACUAAAUUUAAAAUGGGAUAAUGUGAAGAAGGAGCUAGAAGGAUUUGCUAAUAUUGCGAGAUCAUGCAAAGGAGGGCGCAUUACCAUAGAGGAGUUUGCCAAAUUCCUUCAAUUGCCUCUUAACCCAGCCCUCAAAGAACUAUUUACACUUUUUGACAGGGAUGGAGAUGGCACCAUAGACUUCAGGGAAUAUGUUAUCGGGGUAACAAUCUUGUGUCGCCCUGCCAACACAGAAGAUGUUCUCCGUAUGGCUUUCCGGUUGUUUGACACAGACGAGGAUGAGAAAAUCACCCAUGAGGAGUUCACUGCUCUUCUGCGCUCUGCUCUGGGUGUGUCCAGUCUCAACAUGACCAAGCUCUUCAAGGACAUCGAUGCAGACGGUUCUGGCUUCAUCACAUUCAGUGAAUUCCAAGCCUUUGCAUCGACACACCCAGAGUAUGCUAAGCUGUUUACUACUUACUUGGAGCUUCAGAGAUACCAGGCCAUUCAGGAGGCCCCACCUGGGGAUCUGGAACUGAGCAGUCCCAGCAUUUCAGAGGACAAGAUGGAGGACAGCGUUUCAGACAAGAAAGAGGACUGACAACUUGGACUGAGGAGUUACAUUAACAGUCAAGGGUAACACUUUACAAUAAUCCACAUUCAGUUAUAUCUCAGAAAUCUCAGUAGUAUUUUAAUUCAAUACUUUAUUAACAGAACAUGGGCAAUGUAUUCACCGCUCUGGAAUUAUAUUUUAAUACAAAAUUUCAGUAGAAAAUAGACAAAAAAGUAGAAAAUAUCAGCCAAACAAUAGUUACUCUGAGUUAUUUCCAUGUCAUUACAAAGUUACACAACGGUUACAUGCUUUUUUACUGAAACAUUGCUUUGAGUGUGUUUAUGCUAUGAAUUAUAGUGCCUUAUAUUUUAAAACCACUAAGGGUUAAACUGACGUAGAAUAUGAAUUCACACCCAUGUUCUGUCUGAGCUGUGAGCUUAUUCAUCGUGGUUUCCUGUAAAUAGAUGUGAAAUUUGCCACAUCGACAUCAUUUUAAACAGAAGCAAAGACUCCUUGUGCUUCUGUGUUGCAGUAUAAUUAGUACUUCAUUAUGGUCUCCUAUUGCUAGCCCACCAUGUUCUGUCUACUACACAUGCUGUGUUUUACACUUUUUGCAGCGCUCAGGGACACAGACCGUUGUAAGAUGGCUGUAUAAUUAGCCAGAGGUUUGCUUUGCAUGUGUAUCCAUUUGCAUUUCCACUGAAGAUCCAUGUUGCUGAGUUUGCAGUACAGCUUUAACUUCGCUAAAGCAAAUCCACUGUGGAAAAAAUGGGGCAAUUUGUGAGCAAAAAGGCAACAGCACUCCACGCAUCCAGCAUUCCAACAGGGUAUAUAGUUAUUUAUACUGUGCAACCAUUAAGUCAUUAUUUUAUCUUUUUGUUAAUACAGCAAAGUUUGUGUUCAAAAUAAACCACUUUGCUUUUUUUUUU